UUACCCGUGUUUAUGUCCGCUGUUUUUAUUCUAAUGUGCAUUUGUUUUGUCUAAUGAGUUAUAUUCUAUGAAGUGCUUGUUAUCAACUGUGUUAGUGUUUUAUGGUGUUCCUGGAAAAUGUUCUGACGGCCUCUAUAUACAUUAUUCUGUGGACGAAAGUCGGACUGGGACUGCCAGCAAAAAGAGACAGCUGAUCAAAACCAUCACACCUGCUACGAAUUAAAAUAAAAUUAAUAAAAUACGGCAUCUUGGACUAAGUUUUAUCAUCAUCAAACUAAUCAUUUUGCCUAAAUCCUUCUGAUAAUGGCGUUGGCGAGAAAUUUAACAGCGUUGAUUUAUGAAAUAAAAGCACACGAUGGAAAGGUCACGAGUCUUGAUUUGGGUGAGACGGGACGUGUUUUGGUCACUGGAGGGGAGGACCGCAAUGUAAAUCUAUGGGCUAUUGGUCAAGACGAGUGUUUUAUGUCUUUGACGGGCCACAAUCGCCCAAUUGAGUGCGUACGAUUUGCCAACAAUGAUAAUUUUGUAUAUUCUGCGGACAAUAUCGGAAUAAUCCGGCGCUGGGACCUAAACUCUCAGCAGAUAUUUUCAACAUUGAAUGGCCACAUGAAGAGCGUACGCACGCUUGACUUUAAUCCAUCAGGGGAAUAUGUUGUCUCGGGCAGCAACGACACAACAGUCCGACUGUGGGACGUACAGAAUGAUAAUAAGUGCAUUAAGGUGUGCAGAGGACAUAUAUCACAUGUUAAUUCUGUGAAAUUUUCUCCGGAUGGUCUUUGGAUUGCCUCUGCUGGCUUUGAGGGAUCAAUUAUAAUUUGGGAUAUUCGAAAAAGCAAACAAAUAAUGGAGUUUGUGGAGGAGCCACCAGUUGCCGCAAUAACGUGCAUUCAAUUCCAUCCCUUUGAAUUUUUGCUGGUAGCAGGUCGCGUUAAUGGAACUGUCUGCAUAUACGAUUUGGAGCAUCAAAAGCUCAUUUCAAAGACGGAUAAUUCAAGUCAAUUCUAUGGUCAGCCAAUUAAAUGCAUAACGUUUAGUGAAAAUGGGGAGUGUUUAUUUGUUGGUACUGCAUUGGGAAUAUCUGUCAUUGGCUGGGAGCCGGAUCGUGAGUUUGACAAUAUAAAAGGCACAUGGACUUCACUUGGUGACAUGAAAGUUGUAAAAAAUAAAUUGAUAUGUGCUUGCCAUGAGGUCGACACUGUUUCUAUUAAUACAGUGAACAUCGAUCGCGUCGUUCCGUUUUACCAUCCUUCCAAUACUCAACCACAGUUUAAGCAUAACUCAACGAACCGCAAAAGUUUUUCACGCGGCAACCAAAAGUUUCGGCUAUCCCUUGGUGGCUCAAAGCCCGCCCAAGUUUUGGAAGAGAAUGAGGACGGUAAAAGUCAAAAUUUUGAUGAAUUAUCAUCGCCAAAUUUAAGCUUAGAAGUUGUAAAUGAAGCGAUUUUGGAACCGAAUGAAUCAUCGCCAAUGUCAUCUUUGCAUAUGCAACAAUCGGGGAGUUCAUCAAUCGGUCCUUCUAUAUCCUAUAAUGCAAGCAUAGAAGUAUCGAAGCUCAAUAAAUUUUCCCGUACGCCAAAUUUUAACGGUUACAACGUGGAUCCUUCCAUUUCGUAUGGCAUGGAUGAAGGUUCUAAUCGUUUGCUACAAUUCAAUGGGCCAAGUUCACUGAAUAUGCCGGAGGACUACAACAUAUACUCAGUUGAAAAGGAUGAAAUUCCGUAUGCCCGCGAUGUUGAGUUUAAUGCAAACGAUAGUAAUCCUCCUAUCCUAAUAAAUUAUGACAAUUAUGAGAUGGCUGAGGAUUUUCCGGUCAAUCAGAACUUGAAUUUUGCAGCCAGUAAUUACAGCUCAGUUCCCACAUCGGCUAUUAAUGCGUCGUCAAAGACGAUCAAGAAAGUAUCAGCAAAUGCUCAUAAAAGAACUACAACCAUUGCCAAUAGCAAACAGAACUCGACGGCAUUAUUUGGUAACAGCAAAUUGGGUCAAGUAUCGUCAGUAAGUUCUAUGGAAUUGCACAAGUUGGACGACAAUAUGGUUCUCAAGAAAUCCUCGUCCUCAAACGUGGUUAACAAAAACAAGCGUACUUUAGGAGCCCAGAGCCAUUUGUAUAAAGAAAAUACUCAUCAUAAAAAUAUCAAUGUUGAAAUCAUUACCAAGCCCCCGAUGAGAUCUCGCACAGCUCUGGAUAUGCGCCAAACGCAGCAAACUAAGUCUCAGGAUAAGCAGAUCCAUGUACCAAUGAAUUAUCGUCCCGACCUAAUACCUACCUCAGGAAGGGCCCCUAAUCGUGGCAUAGCGGACGAUCAUUAUGAAUUUGAUGUCCUUACACGAUCACAUGAAGCAGUCCUUCAAGAAUUAAGCAAUAGACAGGCCAAUCUUGACAUUAUUCGUAGUUCAACGCGGUCGCAGGAUGUAAUUGGGGCACUCAAACAAGCGAAGAGUUGCGGAAGAUCGAUUUUUGUAGACCUGUUGGGUGCUAUUAUUGAGAAACCAUCUUCCUGGAAUUUAGAUUUGUGCACAUGUGUGCUGCCCGAGAUUUAUGAACUUUUGCAAAGCCAGCAUAAAUUUCACUAUACACGUGCGUGCGAUACACUGCGCAUAAUUUUAUCAAAUUUCUUGCCCAUCAUCCAAGAGAAUCUAGACUCCUGGGGCUCGAACGGUCUUGGGGUUGACGUAACGCGUGAGGAUCGUCAGAGAAAAUGCAUGCAGUGUCAACGAUGGCUACUACAAAUUAAAAACCUACCCGAAAGCACUCACUUUGGUUCCACGCUGACACAACUGCAGAACAUAAUUAUUGUUUAAAACCAUAAUUUUGUGUACAUUAUCCAGCAUUAAUAUACGUAUACUUCACUGUCGUAUAUAGCUAUAAGUCCAACCAAAUUUUUAUUUUUACUGUGCAGAGCACUAGAAACAAAAUACCGAUAAAGUUCAAAUGUGAACGUGUGUGGUGUGAUAAAGAACAAAACAUUACAAUUUCAUUGAAGCGUUGUGGAGCCUCUCUUCUCUUUAUAACAACUCUUUAAAACCUUGUAACAAAAUACAAUUGUCGACCUAAUUGAAAACAAAAGACCCAGAGCUCCCACACAUUACUAAAAAUCGUACAAUAGCUAAUGGCAUUGUGAACACAAAAUCGAACUAUUUUAGUCAGACACGAAUAUAUUUUUAAAACGUAAGCGGUGAAAAUAUAGUUGUCGUUGCGAUUCUCUAUCGCACCAUGUUCCCACAUUAUUUUAAAACAAUAAUACGUUUCCAGGGUUUGGCAUACUGAAUAAAUUGGUUGGGCUGAUUGGCUGGCGUUGCAGUAUAGAGUUUAAGAUUAAUUUGUUAUGGAAACUAAUUUAUAUAACUGCUACUUUAAGU
Molecule: messenger RNA, 3360 nt
Organism: Scaptodrosophila lebanonensis
Lineage: Eukaryota; Metazoa; Arthropoda; Insecta; Diptera; Drosophilidae
Gene: kat80
Product: katanin p80 WD40 repeat-containing subunit B1
Exons: 10
Coding region: 304-2802 (832 amino acids)
Biological process (GO): microtubule severing; microtubule depolymerization
Cellular component (GO): katanin complex
Molecular function (GO): microtubule binding
Source: RefSeq, a predicted model, not a curated record